UAUUAUCGAUAACAACUCAACCUGUCAAAAAACUUUUGGUUGUAUUUAUAUCGUCUUACAACUUUUUUGUGGUAUUUCCGUUUACCACCCUGUACUAGUUCGGUUGACAAAAGUAUCGAAAAUCGACAACUCAUUACUAGCAGUUGUUUUGAACAAAUUUUUAAGCGAAUAUGGAAAGCGGGUAAUUAAAUUUUUAUAAUUUGUCUUAAACCAAUAUCUUAAUCAGGAAUUUCUUACAAAUUUGUAGAAAAAAUAAAGUUACAACGAAACAACAGUUUGAAAAACUAGUUGAGCUGAUGGAGAAGCAUCCCGAAACUGGACGAGGCAAGCAGCAAAAGUAAAAGCAAGGGAUUGUGGGAGCAAUUUGCCAUAGAGCUAAACAGUUUAGGACCAUCAACAAGAACUGCGCACGAGUGGGGACGAGUAAGAAGUAAUCAUGGAAUUACACCGAAGGCGCAAGGCAAAUUUAAAAAGGAAGCUUGCCAACAAUCGCAGCAAUAUUCUUGCAACUGGUGGUGGUCCGUCGCAAGAGGUUUCUUUAAAUCCACUAGAAGAAAGUGUUGCGGAACUUUUUCAGAUAAGGGAACAAGUUGCACCCAGUGGCCGGGCGCUCGGUGUAGAGAAUAUACCACCGGUGAUGGAUGACGAAGAAAUAGAAGACGGCUUAGUGGCAGCUUCGUCCAUGGUUGAUGAGCCCCAGGUAGCAAACUUUGAAGAUCGGCCUUCUUCGUCAGCAUCGCGUGUACAAAAUCGCCGCAGAAGCUGCAAUUUAGAAACUGAGCGUCUAGAGCUCCUAAAGAUGCAGGCAGAAACGCAAAAAGAGGUACUAAAAAAAAUUUAUAGAAUGGAAAAGACGGCGAACAAAAAUUAGGACAUUAAUAAAAAAUUGCUGCACAUAAAGCAACAAAAAUAUAAAUUGUUCGAAAGGCAGGCUAGGGAAGCCCAUGUACUACAUUUGUUGAAGGUAGAGGUUGAGCAAUUAAAAAUAGAUAAAUUAAGAGGCUAUUUGCAAGAAGAGAACAGUUCGUGAAUGGAGAACUGAUGUUUGUGUGAGAAACCUUGAAAGGCUUUUAAUUUAAUAAUUUGAAAUAUUUUUUAAUUUAAUUUUACAACAUGAAGUAAUAUU
Rhagoletis zephyria (snowberry fruit fly) is the source of this 1126-nucleotide messenger RNA. RefSeq lists its product as uncharacterized. The record is from RefSeq and is a predicted model, not a curated record. NCBI's taxonomy places the organism in Eukaryota, Metazoa, Arthropoda, Insecta, Diptera, Tephritidae.